Molecule: messenger RNA, 628 nt
Organism: Ruditapes philippinarum (Manila clam)
Lineage: Eukaryota; Metazoa; Mollusca; Bivalvia; Venerida; Veneridae
Product: accumulation-associated protein-like
Exons: 1
Source: RefSeq, a predicted model, not a curated record
UUGAAUAAUGAGAAUUUUCCACUACAUGCACCAUCUGAACCAAUCACACCAUCUGACCCAAUUGCAUCAUCUGAACCAAUCACACCAUCUGAACCAUUCACACCAUCUGACCCAAUUGCAUCAUCUGACCCAAUCACAUCAUCUGACCCAAUCACACCAUCUGAACCAUUCACACCACCUGAACCAAUCACACCAUCUGACCCAAUUACACCAUCUGACCCAAUUGCACCAUCUGACCCAAUUGCACCAUCUGAACCAUUCACACCAUCUGACCCAAUUACACCAUCUGACCCAAUUGCAUCAUCUGAACCAAUUACACCAUCUGACCCAAUUACACCAUCUGACCCAAUUGCACCAUCUGAACCAAUCACACCAUCUGAACCUAUCUCACCAUCUGAACCAUUCACACUAUCUGACCCAAUUACACCAUCUGAACCAUUCACACUAUCUGAACCAAUUGCUAUUUGAGCAUCAUUGAGGUUUUAUAUGUGACUUUUCAUUUAACACUUCUAAACUUGCACCAUCUGAACCAAUCACACCAUCUGACCCACUUACACCAUCUGACCCAAUCGCAUCAUCUGACCCAAUUACACCAUCUGACCCAAUCACACUAUCCGACCCAAUUACA